Messenger RNA from Melampsora larici-populina 98AG31, 738 nucleotides. RefSeq lists its product as uncharacterized. Lineage: Eukaryota; Fungi; Basidiomycota; Pucciniomycetes; Pucciniales; Melampsoraceae. The transcript has 6 exons. The coding region runs from base 1 to 738 and encodes 245 amino acids. The record is from RefSeq and is a predicted model, not a curated record.
AUGACCAGUGUCUCCUGGAACCCUCACAACAAAUCUUGCAGAUACGGAAGCUUGACUGUCUCUCCUGCAGCCGUAUUGUCCCACAUUUACGCACAACUGUCUGUGGUCACUGAAUUGCAGAACAUGAAAGUACAGGUGUUAAAAUGGUGCACUGCAGUACCUGUCCAAUUGGGUAUCUACAACUUACUGGCAAUCCUCCAAUCUGUGGAACAUGCCAUGCCAAGGAGAUUAAAACCUUGCCACCUGAUGAGACCCAAUUACCCCUACUGUUGCAUGAACGGUGUUGAAGCCCUUGACGUGGGUUCCAGCAGUGUCCACAGGGGUGAACGUGCUUGGACAACACCAGGUGGAUUUUCAGGCCGUCAAAUCAUUUAUGGUAUCAAUGUCACUGCUCAGCUUGUCAUUUCAACUGCCCCUGUCAAAUUCACAGUUGAUAAUGGAGUUAGGACCUUCUCAAACAUCAUCAAUCUUUCAGAUAACAGUUGUUCAGAGUCUUUUGACACGUACAUAUCAUCUGGUGUUGGAAAAGACCACAUGCCAUAUGAGAAAAUAAGCUACUUGGGGACCUGCACCAAAAUGCUGUCUGCAAUGUUGUUGGGUAUUACUUUGGAGGAGUACCUUCAAGAUGAGCCAGAGUAUGGAAAUAAUGUUGGCAAAGAACAUAUAACCACCACAAGUGAAAGCUCAAGUUCCUAUGAAGAUGAUGAUGAAUUUGAGGGGGUUCAAGACACCCUUUGA